This is a messenger RNA of Aureobasidium namibiae CBS 147.97, 753 nucleotides long. RefSeq lists its product as uncharacterized. Bases 1 to 753 code for a protein of 250 amino acids. The transcript has 3 exons. NCBI's taxonomy places the organism in Eukaryota, Fungi, Ascomycota, Dothideomycetes, Dothideales, Saccotheciaceae. The record is from RefSeq and is a predicted model, not a curated record.
AUGAGUUUCCACAGCACAAAUUCCCCCAUCGGCGCUGGCACGCCUGACGUUCCCUCUACGCCUAAUGUCCCUUCACCAUCUGAUUUACCAUCGACUCCCGUUGUACCAUCUUCACCUUCCGUCACUGGUUCUUCUAUCACCCAGGAAGAAGCAAUUGCUCUUCUCACACCCGAAGGUCUGAGUCGACGAGAAUACAACCUCUUCAAGCGAAAGAGGAAAGCCGCAAUCAAAGAAGCUAUGCAGGAUGCUCAGGCUGCAAAAACUAUGGGCAUUACCACUGAAGAUGAAGCAGCUGACCCCAACCUUCCAGCAGGAUACAUGCGAGGCGAAUUUGGUCGUCAAGCUCGCAAAUUGACCAAGAGUCAUGAUAAACACGCUCCCACCAACAAGACUGCCCCCAAGAAGACCGACCCUCCAGACAACAAGGACAACAAGGACAACAAGGACAACAAGGACAACAAGGACAACAAGGACAACAAGGACAACAAGGACAACAAGGACAACAAGGUCACCGACACUUCCGGCAACAACAAAGCCACUUCUGCCAUCACCAUCAACAAGGCUGCUGCUCCCAUGCACUACUUCCCCAUGCCCAUCCCCAAGCCUGAGCCCGUCGACCAGCCUCCCAGUUCUGACAGCGUCGAUGUUGGCCUCGGUCCCAAGCCUGAGCCCAUCGCUAGUCCCCCCUCUCCCUCUCUUCCCUUCAAAAUCAUCUGGGCCACUCUGAUGCCACCUGCCAACCCUUCUAUCUGA